UGCUCCUGUCUUAGCCUCCAUCCUGAGAACUGUGCACCCUCUCACCAGCUAUAAGCAUGUAAAACAAACAGAAAAAAAGUUCAGCAUCACCAAUAUCUCCACGGGGUGGUAAGAUAUAAAAUAACCAGAUCUGAGGUCACAGAUUACUUUUUAGAGAGGCAGUGGGAUGCUGCCAUGUUUCCCAGCUCCUAAACUGUGUUAAUAUGCACCCCACCCCUCUAUACACACAUACUUUCUCCCAAGCAUCUGCACUCCAAACCUGACAUGUUAAGAUAGAGAACCUAGUUCAGCAUUUCUGGAUUGCAAUCCUGGCUCUUUCACCAUUUAUAGACCUCUUGAAGAGAGAGAAAAAAAUGAACAUUUACUUAUUUUUGAAGUGUAAGAAAUCCUAUUUGUAGUGCUAAUCUAACUGAAUUCUUUCAGAUAUACAAAGUGACAUUCUUACUGAAUGUGUGAGGAAACAGGCUUGAAGAUUUGGAGUGACGUGUUCAAAUUUUUUACAGCUAGAAAGGAUUUGAAUCUUGAACUUCAAGUUAUAAUAUUUAACGUUUAAUGAACGUUGGCAUUAGGUCUGGUUAGCACUUUAUAUACCUUACAAUCUUUGGAGGCAAAGAUCACUGUUUUACUUUUGUUGAAUCUGAGGUUUAAAGAAGUGAAAUGAUUUGCUUCAAGUCACACGUAGAAGCGACGGCUGGUAUUUCAAGCCAGAUUUGCCCGGUUCCAGAAUUCACCCUUGGUGGCAAGAGAUUUGUUGAGAAUCCAGGCUCCUCUGAAUCCAAAGUCCAUCUGUGCUCUAUGUAGUCAGUCAGGUCUGGUUGUCAACAUGGGUCAAGAAUUAGCAAUAAUAUGUCCUUUGGCAAGUCAAUUACCCUCUUAACAUUAGUUUCUUCAUUUGUAAAACGGGGGUGGUAGUAAAGAUCUGUCAGUGUUAGGAGGUUUCAGCAUGGUUAUACACACAGCAGUCCUCCAACAGACAAUGGCAUCUCUCUUUGCCACCUUUCAACAACCAUUACUAUUUCUCCCACUCCUACUCCCCACGUUUUCUUAGCAGACUUCAUUCAUUCAUUCAUUUAUUUCUGGCAUUGGGAUUGAGGGCUCAGGAUCUUUCCGUUUUGAGAUUGACAGAGCCAACCCAAGAUGAGGGUAAAGAGAGAAGAAAAUGCCCAGCCGAAAGUAUUCCUGAAGUGUCCAGACUUCACCCAUGAAACUGCUUGUGUGAUUGGAUUAAAUUAGUCUCUGGGAGGUAAUUCAGCUGACUGCCUGUCCAUGAUGACAAGUGGCAGACUUGGUGAUUCUGAGAUUAAGGAUUGCAUCAUGGGACAGGAGUGGGCCAGCAGAGGGUCAGACAACAGGCAGCAUAACCUAGGGGGGGCAGGUCGUAGUGGUCAGAACAUUCCGUAGACUGUAAAGUAGCUUGGAGGAAACGUGGGAGGUGAGAAUUGGAGAUGCCUUCUAGAGGGUGAUGGUUUUGUUGUGGCUGGAGGUUAACCUGGUGUUAUAGGGCUGGGUUUGUCUCUGCAUAAUCAAUUUCACCUUAUAUUUCCCACCUCACUCCUCUUCCCCCACACACCGUAUUCACCAAUGUUGCCUGAUUUGAAGAGCAAUGUAAAUUGAUUUCAUAGAACUGUACAUUUGAAGACUGACAAGGUCUGUAUCAAAUGAAAGUGAACUUCAAUGAGAGAUUUUGGGGUAUUCUUGCAGGGUCUGGCUCAUAGAAACAGACUUAUAGAAAUGAAUUUCUUUUUGUUGGAAGAUUAUAGGUCUUCAUGUGAAGUAAGAUUUAUGGAUGAAACUCAAGUAGAAGAAUAAUUCUACUUGAGUUUAAAAAUAUCGAAUGUGAACACUUUCACACAACUAGUGUUGUAUAAAUGGGAACGACUUUUCUGGAGGGCAUUUGGUAACGUAUCAAAGUUCUUUAAUGUAUAUACCCCUAGACCCUAUAAUUUCUUGUUUCAAAUUUUUUUCCGAAGGAAAUGUUCAAAAGUGCAGGCCAAAAUUUUUUUAUAUUCACAAAACAUUGGAAGCAACCUAAAUAAAUUAUGGUAUAAUCUGUAUGGAUAUUAAUUGUACAAUUACUUUUAAAAUGACAGUUUAGAUGUAUAUUUUUAAAUGAGGAAACAUGAGAAAAUAAUAGAUCAAAAACAUUGUGAGUGGAAUGACACCAACUUUGAUAGUAAGUAUAAUGUAUGAAUAAAAAAAACUGGAAGCAUUAUACACCAAAAUUUUAUAGUGGAAUUAUGGAUAUUUUAAAAUACUUUUCAAAUUACAUUUAUCUGCAAUAAACAUAAAUGAAAAAUAAGUCUUUUUCUUUUUUCAAAUAGCAAUCUAUAAGAGAAAUUUUCUGAGAGACAGGUUAUUUAUUUAGUCUUAAUAUUCUUGUGUAUAUGUCUCUGUGCACAUACAUUUUAAUCACUUGUUUCUGCUAGCAGUUUCUUUUAAGUAUGCUAGUUUUUGUUAAAGAUCUUACUUCUUGUUUCCGCCAAAGCUGUGUUCAUUUAUUUUUUCAGUUCUUCAGUGUAGAUUUCGAAUGUUAUUUUGCAGAGUACCAGAGUGGUUGGUUAGUUGAAAUGGAGGAAGAUGUAGCUCAUGACCAUUUUUCCUUUCCCGUCAACAUGAGCUUUUAUUAUACAGUUUCCUUUUAUCACUUUGGUCAAGAGGAGGGGCAGAACAUUUUGAGUUGGAGUAUCAUUCAGAGACAAUUCAUUUCUGCCUUCGGUCUUAUAGCCUCUCACGCACCCGAGGGAUCUGGGAUUGGAAAGGCCAGCUUCUCUCUUUUUAUUUCUGGGUCAGCUUUUCCCACCUGCAUCACUACGUGGCACAGAUACAGAGAUGAGUGAUCAAGAUGUGACUUAUACCCCCCUGAGAUUUCUUCCAUCACCUUUGGAGUCACAAAAUAGAUUAAGACCUGGUGAUACUCAAAGGCCUGGCAAGACUGAUGGAAAAGAGUCUUCAGUGCCCUGGCGUGGCAUUGCAGUGACUCUUGGGAUCCUCUGUUUACUUCUGUUGAUGACAACCGCAGUGUUGGGGACAAAAAUUUUUCAGUAUAUUCAAGAAAGACAACAGAAGGAAAUUCUACGGAACCUCAGUCAAAAGUACCAUAUUAAGCAAAAUGACUCAUUGGAGCAACUUGGGAUAAAUAAGCCUUCAGAAUAUGAUAAUCUAGAAACUAAAAUCCUUCAGCCAGAAAAGGGACUGGACUUACUCUCUACAAAAAGGAAAGGGUGUCAUAGAGAAGAGAACUUUUCAAAGUUUUUGUGGAAUACAGGCGAACUCAACGAAGGCCGCUGUUGCUGUUGGGGAGUAAUCUGUUAUUUCUUUACUACUGAAAAAAAAGACUGGAAGGGAUGUGAACAGACUUGCGAAAAUUACAAUUCAUUUCUUUUGAUGAUAGAUGAUAAAGAUGAACUGUGCUUCCUUCAAUCCCAGACUUAUCAGAGUACCUACUGGAUUGGAUUAUCAUUUAACGAAAAGGAAAGUAAGUGGAAAUGGAUUGACAAUGGCUUAUCUUCUGGACUUAAUUUGACAAUAAUGACUUCUUCUGGGAGAGGAAAAUGUGCAUUUUUAUCAUCAACAAGGGUAACAAGUAUUGAUUGCUCUAAUGAGCACAAUUGUAUCUGUGAGAAGAGAAUUGAUUUCUUCAGUAGAGCUAAGAACAAAAGGACUUAGUCCACUGUAGAAACGGAGAAGAGUUGGAAGAGGAAGAAAAUGCUCUUUUGUACUAUGAUUGAAGACGUCACAUGCCAUCUGUCUUCUUGAGGAAAAGAGAAUCAUUUUGUCUUUGGAGAGCAGCUUCCCCUCUCUUUAUGGCCUUGAGGAAUUACUCUCUUUCCCUGAAACACCCACAGAAUCAACUAGAGAACUCUGAUACAUAGCCUGGAUCUUUUCCUUAUUAAUAGGAUAAAUUAUUUCAAUAGACUCUGGCUUUGGGAGAUCACAAUUAAUAACUGAAAAAGUUAUCUUCCCUCCCACCCCAUCUAGAUGCUUAACUCUCAUUAAAAAAUAAUUUUGCUCUGAUUUCAAACUUACUGAAUCAUUGAAACAAUAGUAUAAGGAACUUUCAUGUAGCCUUUACCCAUAGUUACCAUUUGUUUAUAUUUUACUCUAUAUGCAGUUUAUGGUUUCUCUCUGUCUCUCUCCUUGCUGAUUCAUUUGAUAAUAAAUUCAGGACAUUAUAUCCCUCUCAAACACCACCAGAUCAAGACGCAGAACAUUUCCAUCCCCUCCAGAAAUUCCUUUCUUCCUUUUACCACCCACCCGGUCUCAGGCAACCGGUGAUAUGCUUUCUGUGACUAUAAUUUAAUUUUGUCUGCUUUGUUACACAAUUUUGUACAUCAUAUAUUCUUUUGUAUCUAGCUUGGUUUUGCUUGGAAUGUUUUUGAAAUAAUCCAUGUUCUUUCAUGUAUCAGUAGUUCUUCCUUUUAGCUACUGAGUAGUAUUCCAUUGUAUGGAUAUACUACAGUUUGUUCAUCCAUGUUUGGACAUUUGAUGUGUUUCCAGUUUUUGGCUAUUAUGAAUAAACCUGCCAUGAAUGUUUAUGUGCAAGCCUUUGUGUGAACGCAUGUUUUUGUUUCUUUUUUAUUAAAUACUUUGGAGUUUGAUUGCUGAGUCCUUUGGUAAGUGCAUAUUUAAUAAGAAACUUCUAGAUUGUUUUCUAAUGUGGUUGUAUCAUUUUACUUUCUCAGUAGCAACAUUUGAGAGUUCCAGUUGUUUCACAUCAUUGCUAAUACUUGAUAUUAUCAGUCUCUUUAAUUGUAGCCAUUAGGCUGGGUGUGUAAUGGUAUCUCACUAUGGUUUACAAUUUAUAUCUCCCUAAAUACUAAUGACUGAGCAUCUUUUCAUGUGUUUAUUGGCCAUUUGUGUAUCUUCUAUUGUGAAGUGUCUGUUCAAUCUUCUAUCUACUUUUUCUUUCUUUAAAUUGGGUUUGUCUGUCUUAUUAUGGAGUUGUACUCUUUUUAAAAAAAUUUUAUUUAUUUAUUUUUAUUUAUUGGCUGCAUUGGAUCAUCGUUGCUGCACGCGGGCUUUCUCUAGUUGCUUCUCUUGUUGCAGAGCACAGGCUCUAGGUGCUCGGCCUUCAGUAGUUGCAGCACAAGGGCUCGUAGUUGUGGCUCGAGGGCUCUAGAGCACAGGCUCAGUAGUUGUGGUGCACAGGCUCAGUUGCUCUGCGGCAUGUGGGAAUCUUCCCAGACCAGGGCUUGAACCAGUGUUCCCUGCAUUGGCAGGCAAAUUCUUAACCACUGCGCAACCAGGGACAUCCCUAUAAGUGUUCUUUAUACAAUUUGGAUACUUUUUUUUUUGGUUAGGUUUAUGUAUUACAGAUACUUUCUCCCAGUCUUUGUCUAACCUUUACAUUUUCUUAAUAGUGUCUUUCAAGAAGUUUUAAUAUUUUGAUGAAACAAUCUUUUUAAAAUCUUUUUGCCAACAUCAAGAUCACAGAGAUUUUUAUCCUACGUUUGCUUCUAGAACUUUUAUAGUUUUAACUUAUAUGUUUGGCUUAUACCCAUUUCAAGUUAAGUUUUGUGUGCUAUAGAUAUCCAACUGUUUUGCACUAUUCCUUUGCUUUGAAUUAUUUUGGUGCCUUUCUAGAAAAUUAAUUGACUAUAUCUAUGUGGGUCUAUUUCUGGACUUUGCAUUCUGUCUCAUUGAUCUAUCUGUCUAUUCUUGCAGUAAUACCAUACUGUCUCAGUUACUGUAGCUUUACAGUAAGCCUCAGAAUCAGAUGUGCUAAUCCUCCAAAUUUGUUCUUUAUCAAAUUAUAUUGGUUAUUCUGGAAUCUUUUAUUUUCUCAAACUUUUUUCAAAAAUGCCUAAUGGGAUUCUGACUGGAAUUGUAUUGAAACUGUAAAUUAAAUUGGGAGAAUUGACAUCUUAACAAUAGUGAGUGUUAGAAGCCAUGAACAUGGUUUAUCUUUCCCUUUAGUUGGGUCUUUAAUUUCUCUCAGCAAUGUGGUGAGUUUCAGGACGUAGGUCUUAUUCAUAGUUUGUUAAAUUUAUAUUUUUGGUGCUAUUGUAAAUGGCAUAACAUCUUUCAAAUUAUUUGUUGUUCAUUUAUAGAAAUAAAAUUGGCUUUUAUAAAUCGACAUACCACCUUGUUAAUUUACUUAUUAUUUCCAAUAGUUGUUUUUCCUUAUAUUCUUUAGGAUUUUUCUUUUCCAUGUACACAAUCAAGUCCUAUGAGCACAUAGGAAGUUUCACUUCUUCCUUUACCUCAAUAUUUCUCUUGCCUUGUUGUACUGGCUAGGACCUCUGUACAACGUUGGAGAGAAGUGAUGCUAGUAGGCCUCCUUGGCUUGGUCCCAAUCUUACAAAGAAAAGUAGUCUUUCACUAUUAUGUUGAGAGCAGUUGUUGCUUUUUGUUUGUUUGUUUGUUUUGUUUUGUUUUUGUAGAUCCUCUUUAUCCUAUUGAGGAUGUUCUCUUCUA
This is a messenger RNA of Hippopotamus amphibius kiboko, 6417 nucleotides long. Its product is annotated as killer cell lectin-like receptor 2. NCBI's taxonomy places the organism in Eukaryota, Metazoa, Chordata, Mammalia, Artiodactyla, Hippopotamidae. The record is from RefSeq and is a predicted model, not a curated record. The transcript is spliced from 8 exons. Bases 2830 to 3666 code for a protein of 278 amino acids.